AUGACAGAAAGUAAUAGCAGACUCGACGAAGCAUCCAUUGAACGACAUAGUACAGAAAAGGCAAAGGAGAGGACUAGAGGGAGAAGGCAAACAAUGAAUAAUGUAGAAAGGAUUGAGGAAGGACCUUGUAGGGAGGAGACUACAGUCCAAACAGUCCAGUUCAUUAGUCUACAGGACUCGAAGCUUUUCCUCCAGACAAUUACUUCCCAUCUUAAAGGUUCCUCUGCUUCCAAUUCCCAUCGCAAAUCUUUCGCUAACACUAGAGGGCUUCGACUUAAAAGUACUAGCGGAUUACCAUGCAAACUGCUCCUAUCCAGGUCACGACCCCCUCCAGCUCCCCCCCCCCUCCCGAAUGGUGUCGUUCUUUGUUCCAGCGGUGAGAGAAGCUCCGCAGGGUUUUUGCCGAAGAAGGUACUGUUCUAUGUGGCAAGGAUGGAGAAUGAAGCAAUCCCUAAGAUGAUCCUGACAGUACCUCUCUACGGCACAAGAAUGGGUGGGAGACCAAAACUAAGAUGGCAGGAGCUGUAUGAUGGCCGCAAAGAAUAGAGAUGGCUGGAGGAAGCCGGUGGAGAAGGCCAGGACUCGUCACCGAGUUAUAGCGCCGUGAUAAUAGUUUAUAUAUUGUAGCAAGAGUCCAAGUACAAGUUGAAAACUGAUUGGUCAGCACUAGAGACCUGGAAAAUAUUGUAUUAAUCUACUGAAAAACGGAAAUAAAUAAAUCGAUUUUCUCCACUAUCACCCAGAAAGGGAACUUAAAAGGAGGACAACAUGAAACUGCCACUGCAGAAUGCUAGAUUAUCAAAAUUCUCCAAAUCAAUUUAAUUUGAAACUAUGUAAUCAUCUUCCCAAAUUAAAUUAACAUACUAACAGCAUUAUAAUUAAUUUAGGCCACUCACAAGCUAUAUCAUGUAUGAUCAUUUUCGUAUUAAAAUAAAGCAAUCCAUUAUAAAAUAAAAAAAUCCCAUAUUCUUCAUUUUCCAUAUAUACUGUCUAUAAUCAGUCAAAAUAAAGUUAACUGAUAGAAUCAACCGAUUAUCAUUAAUAUCUUCAAUAAAAAAGGAAUACCAUGAUUAAAUAUUUCAAUAAAAACUACUACUACUCAAUCGGCACAGCUUUCCU
This is a messenger RNA of Nezara viridula (southern green stink bug), 1119 nucleotides long. Lineage: Eukaryota; Metazoa; Arthropoda; Insecta; Hemiptera; Pentatomidae. The record is from the annotation of a GenBank genome assembly.